Molecule: messenger RNA, 4925 nt
Organism: Porites evermanni
Lineage: Eukaryota; Metazoa; Cnidaria; Anthozoa; Scleractinia; Poritidae
Source: the annotation of a GenBank genome assembly
ACCGGCUCUGAAAGAGUACAACUUUCGACUGAUAUUCGGCUUUUUGAACCGCAAGAGACCUUUCAACUGGUGAUGUUUGUUCCGAGGUUUUCAAUAGGUAUGGAGAUUUUUGUCGGUCCAUGUAACAAUACUGGGGACAACUGUGUGAACAGUAUGGCGAGCAAGAACUGGGGCAUAUUGUGUAGGUGCUGCAUAGCUUUGUGGGGGCAAAAAGUUUAGCUUAGCAUUUCUUAUUGGCGUUGAUUUUGUUGGACAAUAGGGCACAUGUUGUCACAGCGAAUUCCACAUUGCGAUGGACAGAUAGCAGGUGACUGUGUUGAAACAUUAGGAGGACAGUGCUCUUGACAACAAGGCUUGAAGGCUUGACAUUAGUAAGUAGUUGUCGUAAAGUGGUUUUCAGUUUGUGUGUAGUCAGUUUGUAGUAUACCUGCGACAGUUUGAGAGGUGCCUCUGAUGUGGGGUAUAGUCGCUGUUGCAACAGGGCGAGAGUUGACGUUGUUCUGAGUGUCAGUCAGUUACUGAGAGUGUUCCUUCUAACGAAGUCUGUGUUGUAGUUGUUCUUACUAAAAACGUUGUUUAGGUAGUCUGUCUCAUCUUGUAGGCUGUCAGGUGAGUCGCAAACUACAUGUAGUUGCGCUCGUCUGGUCAAAGUCUGGAUAGUGCAAACGUAGGUAGGUACGUACAGACAACGUAUUGAUGAGAUCAAGCAAAACUAACUACAAGAGAACAACUGGAAAACUGACAAUUUGACUAACAAUAGACGUCUAUUUAACUGCGACAAUAGACAGAUAGAAAUGCACCAAUUACAUUAUGAGUCUUCACAGCCAAUAACAUCAGGGCUUAAAUGACAGACGACCAAUAACACUGCAAUGUAAUGGACCAAUUAGAUCAAUAACCAGAGCAUAAUACCAUCAACUGAUGUGAUACAACUCACUUUGACUCUGAAGAUGACUACCGAAUAGGUCGUCAAAACGUCCGUCACUGUCAACAACAACAGUCUUAUUCAGGACUAUGUUAACCUAGACGAUCAAAGUCAAUCUAUUAAUUUUCUAGUUAUUUAAUUGACCCUGAAAUGCAAACAUUGAGAUCAACAUACCUUGAAUUUGAUAAACUGGAUGCUAAGCUAAUGGUGAAAAACGAGCCCAGAUUCCUUUGUUGCUUUUUCGACAUUUUCAACACAAAGCCAACACAAGGGUUGAAACGGACAGAGUUUUGUGCAUGUGUACUAGUACCAAAUCCAAGUCAGAUGUCUUUCCAAUAUUUCUUAGUUUUUGCAUGUGAGUGCUGCAGAUGAAACUGGCAUUUAGUUUGAAUUGAUGAAUUGUUUUUGUGUGUUUCAAAGGUGUGCUGUAAUAAUAUUAUUUAGUUUACUUUUUCCAAUGCUCUUUUCCUUUUUAAUGACCUAUUUUUUGCUACUUUUUUGGGGGUUUUAUUUAACGAUGAAAGUAGCUGGCGGAAAUCCCCUGCCUUAGUGACAACCCUGAAAUUUUUUUGACCAUUUUAAUGUGCUGUACAUCUCCCCCUAUAAUUUCUAAAUGUUGGGCUACAUUCUCUGAAGGGUAGACGUCUUAAAUCAAGUCCCACACUGAGCAGGGAUCCAGGGGACCUUGACCUAUCAACUAUAUACUGCACAUUACGAUUGUCUUGUUCAUUAUUUAUGUCAGUAGAAAAAAGAAAAAUCUAAUUGGGAUCCACUUCAACACACAUUCAUUUAGGUGAUUCACAAAACCUAAGUCUCUUAGUGUUUUUGAUUUUUAGCAACAUUUAUUUUCUUAUCCACUUCCUUCUCGACAGAAAUAUCACAAAAGUGAUUUGUUGACGUAAUUGCCAUUUUUUAUUUUUCUUCAAGAUGCCAUUACAAUUCUCACUAUCAAUGAAGCAACAGAUAGCGAAUAUGUUAGCCAAUCGUAGUGCAGAAUUUGUGAUACCAUUUUUCACUGCUUUGCUUUUGCCAAUAACUUAGCAUUUAUCUAUCUUUGGAAGCAUAAUAAUACUACUUUAUUAUAGAAUGUAUUUUUAAAUGUCAAUAUUCAUGUAAAAAUCUCUUUCUUUCUUUAUAGGAAGCAAUCACAAGAGUGGUAGACUAAUGGAGGUUUGCAUUUAUGAGUGUGCAGUAGUGUUGGACACUGGAUGGAUGACAUAACAUGCACCUAGUACAAGGCAACUGGAUAAUAAAGAAGACAGACUAGAGGGCAAACAAGACAACUGACUAGGCAAUGGACUGGGCAAACUAGAACUGGCUGGAUGACAUCACCUAGUACAAGAACCUUGUUUAGAAGAGAAUGGAGUGGAUGGAUUAGAGGGCAAGUGAUAUGAGAUAUCAUGUGCACCUGGUUCAAGAGUUGGGCUGUGGAUUGUGGAGAGUCUUACAACAUCUGGUUUGUAUAUUGCAUGAUAUAUUAAUUGACUAGAAAUGGUAUGUUAGUUUAAUAUUAUCUCACUCUUUAAAUACCGUAAUAGCAAUAAUAAUAACAUCUAAAUCCUGGUGAUAAAAACUAAGUCAAAAUUUUUGGCCCCGCCCAGGAGGCCUGAAUGUGGGGUAUAGCUGGCCUGGGGUUUUCCUCCUAGGAGCAAGUGGAUGCACGUGGAGGUUUUUCACCCAGCUGUUGUUCCACAACCCCCAUUCACACAGCAUUUUCUUAAACAUGACAAUAGAACUUUAUUGUUAUAUAUCACAUAACAUACAAAAUACUCAUUUAACUACCCAGUUGUUGUAUGACUGAAAGAACUUCCUUAUAAUAGCUGUGGGUUUUUGAAAAAGAAAUUGCAGCCUUCAGAAAUUACUUUUAAGAAUUGUAAGAGGUUCCAGAGAAAAUUCUGAAAAUUUACAGAAAUUUCAUAUUUGCCUUUUAUUGGGGAAAUAUUUUAACACACCAGUCUGCAUCUAUUUGAAUUGGAGACUUUAAUAAAUUCAAUUUUGGCUUAAAACAGGUAACCUGUAGUUUUAAACUGCUCAUUGGAAUCUUGUUUAACAUUACUGGGCUUGCUAGAUGGGAACAUAUCCUUUGGUCAUUAAUUUGUUUUUAUUUUUAUCAAUGAUAAUUAUUGCUAAAUAAUUAUUACUAAUAGUACCAGUAUAUAGCAAUGUCAGCAGUCAACACCUCGCUGCCAAAAUUUGAUGGAAGGACAGGCAGCAUCAGCCUUUCCCAGGUUAAGAGCAAAGUUGUUUAUUUAGACAAGUAAUCUGAGAAAAAUUGGUUUCAAAUAUUAGGCCAACUGAUUGUUUAGCAGGGUUGUUCUGAAAUUAAUAAGCAAAGGAAGCAAUUAAAAACUGAGAACUCAUAGAAUUUGAUAAAAACUUAAUUUGUUUAUACUAUCUAGGGGUAAAAAACUUAAGCACUGAAACACAAGUAGUAAUCAAUGUCAUAGUUUGCAUAUUAUUAUUACAUUUCAGCCUGCAGGUACCCUGGGAAAAAUUCAGGAAAUCGUAUUUAACUUUGAAAUUUUUUGCAUCCAAAAUUGCAACAGUUGGCAAUAUUGCUUCCUUUGCAUAAUUAUUAUAAUUUUGUCAUUAGACCAUUUGCAUGAUUGUUUCAUAUAACUGCAAACUACCAGGAUUCUUUAAUAAUUCAAGGAUUAUGAAGACUUUGAUUCUUUGAAUUUCUUUGAGAUCACUGCAUUUAAAUAAUCAACUUAUGGGAAUUAACAGGAAUUCUGGUAGUACUUUAGUCAAGUGAAGCCAUUGUAAAACAUCAGUGGUCUGUUAUAAUCCUAUAUUAUUUACACAACAAACAGCAAGUUCAUUAGCACAAUUAACACCGUCCUUUAACCAGGCUUGAAUUAGCAUAAAUGGAACUUUCUCUAGCAUAAAUCAUUCUUAGCCAGAGACUAAAGUUAGUAUUUCUGUAUUGGCAUUGAAAAAAAAAAGUCAAUUUGAAUACGUUUUGGAUCACCUUUAUAUAGAACCACAAAGGAAAAAUUUAAAUUUUAAAAUUUAUCUCAAAUCUAAUUUUUUCGCAUACCACAAGGCAUAAGUUCUUGCUGCUUACUAAAAAGGAAACAAACAAAAACAAAACACAACCAAAAAAACUAGAAAAAAAGCUUAGGGUUAACCUUCAGUAAUACAAAGCUCUGGGUGUCAACUCAGGGACAUAAUUCAGGUUAGAUUUAAUAUUUAUUUCAUAUUUAUCAAUAUACUUAUUUAAUAGCGUUUAAGGUCAUCACUGGUGUUUUUUUUUACUUCCAACUUUUAUUCUAGUCCAAAUCUACAAAAAAAAUUAGCUUUUACAGUUGCAUCUUUGCAACGGUUUUUCCAUUGGAGAACAGAGUGAACUUUAAGAAUAGCUUUCAAACAUCCUAGGAGCGUAUUUAAGAGAGCAGACUAUUGGUUACUAUCACAUUCUCUUUAAUUCUGCUCGGAUUAUUAUUUAAUAAUAUGCACGUCCACAUUUCUUGGUGUUCCAAAAGUUCCUUCGUAAAUAUCAGUUGUCAGUUUGUAUGUUUUUGUUUUUUUUUUCACUCUAGGUUCUUGCUCCUUAGCGAACUAGCACGUUGCUAGUGGCAGCUAGUAAUGUUCCGUUUUAUAAAAACUCGUAAAAUAUUAGGGUUAUUACUAUUUCUCUUUUUCAGAAUUUUAUUACAACACCAAGUAAAAUAGGGCUGUUUGUGUUUUUAACGUACUAAUGGGCUUGCAUUUUCUACUUAAAAUUUAAGCUUCUUAUUUAAUUUCAGAUCCUAGGUGGCACACUCACAAGAUUAGGAGCCCAUCACUUGAGAAAGGUCAUGUUUAAUUUAGCCAACCUCGCCCCUGCUGGGCUCUGGAAGCUCUGCCUCUGAGAAGGAGUGUUUCUGAUGUCUUCUGAGAUAUUUCAACUUAGAAAUCCUGGGAAUCUAUCUGAUUCUGUAAUUCUUGCUCUGGGCAGAUGGGCACUUGGAAGAUUUGGCCGUUUGUUCCCAAGUGGGGAGGACAGUGUGGAGGAAGGUGA